AUGCGGUGGUUUUUGGGUUAUGCGAAGCGCAACUCACCUCUUUCAAUCAAGCAAAUUCCUGUCUUUCAAGCACCAAAACGCUCCUUCACAAUGGCUUCUCCCUCAGACCGUCGUCCCAUCGUUAUCUCGGGCCCUAGCGGUGUCGGAAAGGGCACCCUGAUCAACAUGCUCUUCACCCGUCACCCCGAGCAAUUCACUCUCUCCGUGUCGCAUACCACCCGCGCCCCUCGCAAUGGUGAGAGCGAUGGUGUUCACUACCACUUCGUCACCAAGGAUGCUUUCCGCGACUUGAUCGCCAAGGACGGCUUCGUCGAGCACGCCCAGUUCGGAAGCAACCUCUACGGAACGAGCAAGGCGACCAUCGAGGAGCAAACAGCCAAGGGCAAGGUCGUCGUUCUGGACAUCGAGAUGGAGGGCGUCAAGCAAGUCAAGGCCUCCACCAUCGACGCCCGCUACGUCUUCGUUUCUCCCCCUGACACCGAGGAGCUCGAGAAGAGACUCCGAGGCCGUGGUACCGAGACUGAGGAGAGCAUCCAGCAGCGUCUCACCCGUGCGCAGGAUGAGCUUGCCUGGGCGCGAUCGGCUGAGUUUGACAGAAUCCUUGUCAACGACGACUUGGAGAAGACAUACCAGGAGUUGGAUGCUUUUGUUUACACUGAGAAGAGCAACUAA
This is a messenger RNA of Fusarium coffeatum, 672 nucleotides long. RefSeq lists its product as uncharacterized. The record is from RefSeq and is a predicted model, not a curated record. The transcript is spliced from 3 exons. Gene Ontology annotation, biological process: purine nucleotide metabolic process. Gene Ontology annotation, molecular function: GMP kinase activity. The coding region runs from base 1 to 672 and encodes 223 amino acids. Lineage: Eukaryota; Fungi; Ascomycota; Sordariomycetes; Hypocreales; Nectriaceae. Gene Ontology annotation, cellular component: cytosol.